AUGUCGUCCUCCAGCGAGAAGAAACAUGCGCCGUGGGUGAAUGCCGUUGCCGGUGGUCUCGGUGGUACCGCCGCCAAGUCGUUGCUGUCCCCCUUUCAGCGUGUGGUGGUGAUGCAGCAGCUGGGGGACCACAAGGAGCUUGGCACCUGGCAGCUUGUACGGUACAUCAAGGAGCAGGACGGCUGGAAGGGUUUUUGGAAAGGGAACCUCACUUCUAUGAUCCUGCGCGUGCCCUACUCCGGCAUACAAUUCGUCUUGUAUAGUCAGCUGAAGUUUUUCUUUCAAGACAUCUGUGAGCGGUAUGUGCGGCCACGGCAGGGCCACGCCGCUGGCGUCCAUCACCGCAUUGAGACCUUGGAAUUGUUUAUCAUGAAGUGCGGCGCUGGCGGCAUCUCUGCCACCGUCGCAGGGGUCGCGGUGUACCCCGGCGAGGUGGUCCGAUUGCGCCUCAUGUCCGGUGAACGAAAAUUUAACGGUAUAUUUAACACGAUACGGUGCAUCUACGGCGAGACCAAUUCGUUGCGCAAUUUUUAUCGUGGACUGGGCGCAUCCCUCAUUCAACGGGUGCCCGACCUCCUCAUAAGCUUCGCAACCUACGAGACGAUAAAGUACAGAUUGAUCGAGAUGGAAUUUCUCAGCUCACACCCCUCGUACAAGAACAUAGUUGCCACUGUUGUUGGAGGCGGGGCAGCGGCCUUGGCGUCGAUCCUCGUCGCGUUUCCACUUGAUGUGGCCAAGCGACGCAUUGGCAUGUCAGGACAGGGGAAGAGCAAGGUGGUGUACGCGGGGGUGCGGGACUGCCUGCGUCGGGUGUAUGCGCAGGAAGGAAUCCGUGGCUGGUACGCGGGGGCGCGCGUUGAGGCGAUACGUUGUGUGCCACAAGUGGUGCUUAUGUGGUUCUUCAUAGAGGGCUGUCAACAGUUCCUAACGGGCUAUUGUGUUCACUAG
Trypanosoma conorhini is the source of this 948-nucleotide messenger RNA. RefSeq names its product mitochondrial carrier protein. The transcript has a single exon. The record is from RefSeq and is a predicted model, not a curated record. Bases 1 to 948 code for a protein of 315 amino acids. NCBI's taxonomy places the organism in Eukaryota, Euglenozoa, Kinetoplastea, Trypanosomatida, Trypanosomatidae. Gene Ontology annotation, biological process: transmembrane transport.